UCGAGAUAAGGAGUUAGUCGAGUGAAAAUGUACAGACUAUUCGCAAGCACUGCCGUCGGCCUUUUUGUCGCUAUCGCGUUCAACGUUCUCGUGCCGCAGCCUGUGGCCGCAGUCUCAUGCGGACAGAACAAGAGCCACAACGCUGUCUUCGGGCACAGGCAAUCCGGAGAUCAGUUGCUUUUCAUGGACCACCCUAAAGUUAACUACAAAGUGUUGAGAGUGGUCACCUACGACGUCGACUACAAGAGCCCACUGAACCCCCAUUACGUCAUCACAUACGUCGAAGCUCUCGACCAGUUCACGGACCACAACGGUGGCUGCGCUUUGCUCCAGAGCGGUGGAGUCGGAUCCGACUACCUCAAACUUCACCUCAAAUCGCAAAGAAACUACGGCCUCGAUUUUGUUGUUAGUGUUUAUGGAUUAAGACAUUGGUAAAUUGCAUGUUAUUAAGAAGAAGUUCUAAAAGAAUCAUC
Cimex lectularius (bed bug) is the source of this 473-nucleotide messenger RNA. RefSeq names its product probable salivary secreted peptide. The record is from RefSeq and is a predicted model, not a curated record. The transcript is spliced from 2 exons. NCBI's taxonomy places the organism in Eukaryota, Metazoa, Arthropoda, Insecta, Hemiptera, Cimicidae. Bases 28 to 435 code for a protein of 135 amino acids.